GCGCUCACGACCUCCUCCGCCCCCGGAGCCCUCGAGACUAUGGCGUGUCCAAGGCCGGCGGCGGCAAGGUGAACGGGAGCUACGGGCACUGUUCAGAGAAGAGCCUGCUGGACCUGGACCUGGCCGAGGGUCCCAGCCCCUCCUGUCACCAGGGUCUGUUUCUCCCUGUAGGGACCCCACCGCCCCGGGGUCAUCCCCCUGUCUGCGAGAGGCUGCUUCAUUUCCCCCUCCCUAACAGGUCACCCAGACCUCAGGCUACAUAUGUGAAUGGCAGCCUCCCAGCAGCUCAACACAUCAAGCAGGAAGCCCUGCCUGACUACCAGGCCAUGGCCAGUGCCCACACACCCCUGCCCACCCACUGCCGGGCUCCAGCUUCCACAAGCCUGCAGUCAGAGCUGGACUUCCCAGGCCGAGGCCUCACUAACCCUGCACCUUCCUGCUACCUUCUGGGCAAUGAACCUGUCUCAGUCAUCGGUCCUCAACCUGAGGCCCACCUCCCUGAGGGCAGCCUGAAACACUGCUGCCUCCUGGGCCUGCCCCCUGCCUCUUCAGCUUCCUCUUCACCCUGUGCCUCCUCUGACAUCACUCCUGUCAUCCACUCCUCCCAGACAACUCUAGUCAGCUGUGUAAAUGGACUCCGAAGCCCACCUUUACCAGGAGACUUGGGGGGCCCUCCCAAGCGAACACAGCCUGGGCCUGGGUCUGGGCCUGCAUCCAGUGAUGGCCACGAGGGCAGCCUGCAGCUUGAAGCAUGCCGGAAGUCAGGCUUCCUGAAGCAGGAACCCAUGGACGAGUUCUCAGAGCUCUUUGCUCCUCACCAGCAGGGCUUGCCACCCCCCUACCCGCUGCCUCAGUUGCCAGCCGGCCCCAGCCUUGGAGGCCUAGGGCUAGGCCUGGCAGGCCGGAUGGCGGCCAGGCGGCAGGCAUGCCGCUGGGUGGACUGUUGCGCGGCCUAUGAGCAGCAGGAGGAACUGGUGCGGCACAUUGAGAAGAACCACAUCGACCAACGUAAGGGCGAAGACUUCACCUGCUUCUGGGCCGGAUGCGUGCGCCGCUACAAGCCCUUCAACGCCCGCUACAAGCUGCUCAUCCACAUGAGGGUACACUCGGGCGAGAAGCCCAACAAGUGCAUGUUUGAAGGCUGCAGUAAAGCCUUCUCCCGCCUGGAGAACCUGAAGAUCCACCUGAGGAGCCACACAGGCGAGAAGCCAUACCUGUGCCAGCACCCAGGUUGCCAGAAGGCCUUCAGCAACUCCAGCGACCGUGCCAAGCACCAACGCACCCACCUCGACACGAAGCCAUAUGCUUGUCAGAUCCCUGGCUGCUCCAAGCGCUACACAGACCCCAGCUCCCUCCGCAAGCACGUGAAGGCCCACUCAGCCAAAGAGCAGCAGGUGCGUAAGAAGAUGCACACGGGUGCUGAUCCAGAGGCUGUUCUGUCGGAGUGUCUGGCACUGCAGCAACUCCAUGCAUCCACACCUUUGCCUGCCAGCAGGGGGAAGGGCAGCCAGACCCUGAGCCAGGAGCUACUCCCAGGUGUAUAUCCUGGCCCCGUCACCCCACAAAAUGGGCUUGCUUCGGGCAUUCUGUCCCCCUCCCAUGAUGUCCCUUCCAGGCACCACCCGCUGGAGGUCACCACUGGUUCCCACCACCACCUGUCCCCUCUGCCCACAGCCGAGAGCACCAGGGAUGGCCUGGGGUCUGGCCUUCUCUCACCCAUGGUCAGCCCACUGAAGGGGCUUGGUCCCCCACCACUGCCACCAUCCUCCCAGAGUCAGUCUCCAGGGGGACAGCCAUUCUCCACGCUCCCCAGCAAGCCAACCUACCCACCCUUCCAGAGUCCACCACCUCUACCCAGCCCCCAAGGCUACCAAGGCAGUUUCCAUUCCAUCCAGAACUGCUUCCCUUAUGGUGACUGCUACCGGACCACUGAGCCAGCAGCCUCCAGGGAUGGACUGAUGGGUGAUGCCCAUGGUUUCAACCCUGUAAGACCCAACACCUAUUCCAGCCUCAGCGCAUCUUUACCUGCCCCAGGCUACGAGGCCCUGGUAGAAACCGCAUGUCCUACAGCACUGCAGCCACAGCCAUCUGAAGACCUGGUAUCCAGCGGUCCCGAGGACUGUGGCUUCUUCCCCAAUGGGGCCUUUGACCACUGCCUAAGUCACAUCCCCUCCAUCUACACAGACACCUGAAGGAGUGCUGCUGUACCUGCCUGCCCAGCUCCUGACACUACUUCACCUGCUGGCCAUCAGCCCUGGAGCUUCCCACAAGGGGCAGCCAGGCCACAUCACAGGCACGUCCCCUGCUGUCUGGCCUCAGAGCUGCCUGCCAGACACUGUGGCCCUGUGAUAGUCCCUUAACUGUAUCUUUCUCUCUCCCUAAGGUUCUCAAAUCACAGACCUCGUGUAUAUACAAUGUACAGGACCUCUUUUCCACCUCCCUAUGAGUUUUAUAUUUUUGGUUUUACAAGAAAAACAUUAAAAACUGGAAACUAGA
Messenger RNA from Cricetulus griseus (Chinese hamster), 2496 nucleotides. Lineage: Eukaryota; Metazoa; Chordata; Mammalia; Rodentia; Cricetidae. The record is from RefSeq and is a predicted model, not a curated record.